This is a messenger RNA of Ustilago hordei, 546 nucleotides long. RefSeq names its product putative ADP-ribosylation factor. Lineage: Eukaryota; Fungi; Basidiomycota; Ustilaginomycetes; Ustilaginales; Ustilaginaceae. The transcript is spliced from 3 exons. Gene Ontology annotation, biological process: vesicle-mediated transport; intracellular protein transport. The record is from RefSeq and is a predicted model, not a curated record. Gene Ontology annotation, cellular component: plasma membrane; cytoplasm. Bases 1 to 546 code for a protein of 181 amino acids. Gene Ontology annotation, molecular function: GTPase activity; GTP binding.
AUGGGCAUGUCUAUUUCCAAGCUGCUCUCCGGCCUUUUCGGCAAGAAGGAAAUGCGAAUUCUCAUGGUCGGACUCGAUGCCGCCGGUAAGACCACUAUUCUCUACAAGCUCAAGCUUGGUGAGAUUGUCACCACUAUCCCCACCAUCGGCUUCAACGUCGAGACUGUCGAGUACAAGAACAUUUCCUUCACUGUAUGGGACGUUGGAGGACAGGACAAGAUCCGACCUCUCUGGAGGCACUACUUCCAGAACACGCACGGUAUCAUCUUCGUCGUCGACUCGAACGACCGAGAGCGAGUUUCCGAAGCGCGCGAGGAGUUGCAGCGCAUGCUCAACGAGGAUGAGCUCCGCGAUGCUUUGCUGCUCGUUUUCGCUAACAAGCAGGAUUUGCCCAACGCCAUGAACGCCGCCGAGAUUACCGACAAGCUCGGCUUGCACAGCUUGAGACAACGACAAUGGUUCAUCCAGGCCACGUGUGCCACCAGCGGUGACGGUCUCUACGAGGGUCUCGAGUGGUUGAGCACCAACCUGAAGCGACGAGCUUAA